This is a messenger RNA of Struthio camelus australis, 1953 nucleotides long. It is a transcript of the gene LLPH, whose product is annotated as LLP homolog, long-term synaptic facilitation factor. Lineage: Eukaryota; Metazoa; Chordata; Aves; Struthioniformes; Struthionidae. Gene Ontology annotation, molecular function: RNA binding. Gene Ontology annotation, cellular component: nucleolus. Gene Ontology annotation, biological process: dendrite extension. The record is from RefSeq and is a predicted model, not a curated record.
CUUUUUCGUUAUGAGGGGAUGUGUUCGUUUUGUCGUCCCUCCCCGCAGCCCUUCAAAGGCAGAAGCGGCGCUGGCUGACACCCCUGGCCCUGCGGCACCAGCUCUGUGCCAGCAGGCGCUCCGGGGUGGAAAUACGGCAGCGGGGCGUGCUCGCUCGCCCAGGACAUGGCGAAGAGCCUGAGGAGCAAAUGGAAGAGGAAGAUGCGGGCGGAGAAGAGGAAGAAGAACGCGCCCAAGGAGCUGGAGAGGCUGAAAAGUAUCCUGCGAACCAACGCGGACGUGGUCAUGGAGGAGGUCAAGGAGGUGGCGACCGUCCUCCCCCCGCAGAAAGUCCUCGAGCAGGGAGAUGACUGCAAAAUGGACACAGAUAAUAAAAGAAACAAAAAAACUCUUCUAGACCAGCAUGGACAGUACCCAAUAUGGAUGAAUUCCAGGCAGAAAAAGAAGCUCAAGGCACAGCGUGUUAAAGGGAAAAAAAAGUCAAAGUUGGCCAAAGGCUUAGCCUGGUAGACUCGAGGAAUUUUGUAAAAUGGUGAAUAAUUAAAUUACAAAAUAAAGAUCCCAAAUAAGUACAUGUUUCGGGGGGGGAGGGGGAAGGGGUUGGCCACCAACUAUAAUUUAUCAUUGUGUUACCUGAACUUUUGAAGAGACUCUUAGGCCAGCAAAUGAUGAAAGCAAUAUCAACUUGAUAUCUAGCCAAUUCAAAAGAAAAAAAAAAGUGGAGUGCCUUUGAAUAAACUAAGUAUCUGUGGUUAUCUGCUUUCUUGAGGGGGUAGAGUCUUCAUCUUUUAUAAUGUGGAAACUGAAAAUGCUGAGGAAAUCAUAAAAAUAAUCUAUAAGUGGUCUUUGUACUGUGUCUCUGUUAAUGUAACUUAUCUUUCAGUGAUUUUACCACAGGGUUCUGUAAACUGGCUGCAUCCCUUAGUCUUCUGUAAACUGACUUUUGUUGUGCUGAUCUGUGUUGCUUUUAACAUCUGGUAAUUAAUGAAAACAGGCUCUUAACCUAUAACUGAAUCAUACACUGAAAUCACCAUCAAGGCUUCAUGAACUUUUAUUUCUGUAAAACUAAAGACAAAGUGUCAGAAGUGUCAAUGUGAUUUUUUUUUUUUUUGUUCUGGGAUGUUUAAAAAAGAUGUUUUUUGCUACUAUUUGCAACUGAAAUAUUGUAGGAACUAAAUGGUUGAAAGUAAAAACUGGUCUAAUCUUUUGUUAUCCAUCUGAGAGAAUGACAGUGCACACAUUGUAAAAGGUAAAUUUGGCUUAAAACCUUUUCCAAACUUCAGUAAAGUGAGAAUUUAUUUUUCCAUGUGUUUUCAGUAGCCUUAUAUUCCUCUUAAACCGGUACUCGUCUUUCAUGUUUUACAAUGUGGACAUGGGAUAAAAUAUUGCAUGAUUGCGUAACAGAUGCCAUUUAUAUUGUGAUUAGCUGCAGUUGGUUGCAUAUUACUUGGCAGUAACAUGUGAUGACAGAUCCGAGAACUGGUUACCUUGAAAGCCAUCCAUUUCAAGGAUGGAAAUAAUUACAGUACCAGUCCUGCAGUGUGUUGCCUGUUGAAGGUCCCUUCAUCGAUACAGAGUAUUACCUAUGUACAGCUUUUUCUAAGAAUGGGAUCUGCCUUCUGCAAUUGCCCAGAAAUUGUGAUAUAUUUGCUGUGAUAACUUGAACAUAGGAAAUAGGAUUUAGCUUUUUAAAAACAAUAUACCGCCUUAUACUGUGCUAAAAAACUGUAGGAAGAAAUCAACCUGAUAGAAAAUUUUAGUUUUUCUGGAAAAAUGUAUAUUUUUUUUGAUUACUGAAUGUUGGAGAAAGGAUUCUUCUGUUGCUCAGGUGAAGCAAAGAAGCUACAAAGGUGUUUAGAAUAUACCAGUGCAUCUUCUGUUUCACACACAUUGAGAGUUAAUGAGACUUGGUAAGAUGUAUAGAUUAAAACUUAUUAAAUUGUGUGCCGUUAA